Messenger RNA from Peniophora sp. CBMAI 1063, 471 nucleotides. The record is from the annotation of a GenBank genome assembly. NCBI's taxonomy places the organism in Eukaryota, Fungi, Basidiomycota, Agaricomycetes, Russulales, Peniophoraceae.
AUGGUCGCAGCGCGUAGGCCGAUAGGCAUGGCAUUCAGUGGCAGAGGAGCAAAGUUCACCCCUCGUCUCGUACGGGUCGGUGUCUUUUUGCUCACCUGCUUCAUCGUCGCACAUCAAGGCUACGAUCCCAACACUCCGCACCCGCACGGAUUGAUACGCUUCGAUCAUGCGUUCCAACGACAUCUGCUCAGCCGAUUGCAUCAACACCCGGAGGGUAGCGCGAGCAUAACAUUGCGGUAUCCAAUAGGACGAUCGUUUGUUUUUGCUACCUGUAUCGCUGUCACUUUCCUAGACUCGUCUAUCGCGCGAGUUGGCGCGGCACAUAUAAGUGUCGCCAUCACGAAGCGAUGCGUGCGCUCAUUCAUACAGCAGCAAGCUCGCGUGCAACGGUCGUCUUCACUGGCGACACUCCACAUCGUAGCGGGACAAGCAGAUACGUUCGCGCGCAAGUAUAUAUGGCCAGAUAUAUGA